AUGCCCUUUCACGCUCUUCCGCCUGAGAUUGUAUCGCACAUUGCGGACCAACUGGCGUCGAUAAAGGACCUUUACAGCCUCUUAAGAGGUAACAAAAACCUCUUUAACAUCCUCAUCGACGAUCUGUAUCAAAGAAAUAUCACAUCUGACGGAGGGUCAGCCCUUAUAUGGUACGCAGUUUGGGGGUGCGACCGUGGGAUAAGCAGAAUGCUGGAUGCAGGCGCUGACAUCAACGUCCGAUCGCCGAAUGAGGUCCAGUCGACAGCACUCAUAGAAGCUGUGUUGCAUAAGCAUACCCAUGUUGUGCGCCUUCUCCUGGGGAAUGGAGCGCUGCCAGACGCUGCCGACCUGCGCGCCCGAAGGCCAUUGUCUGUGGCGACCAGUAGCCGGACCGACAUGGCGAUCACCAAAGCUCUCCUGGAUUCCGGUGCUAGGCCGAACGCUUUGGCGUUUGAGAAGCGUUCUCCGCUGACGGAGGCAAUCCGGACUAACCAGGAAUCCAAAGUGGCAUUGCUUUUGGAGCAUGGGGCUAACCCUAAUACCUUGAGGGACAGAAAUACGCUCUUACAUGUCGCUGCUUCGAAUAACGCAGCUCCGGCGAUAAUUUGGAUGUUGAUAAAGGCUGGUGUGCCAGCGGAUUCUCAGAAUGGCUUCGGAAUGACACCACUCCAGGUAGCAACUGCCAAUUCGUGCGUACGCGCGGUGCGCGUAUUGCUACGUUAUGGUGCCGAUCCGAAUUUCAGAGGAACGCACCGGUAUAGAGAAAGACCGACUGCUCUUUUCUAUGCUGCGACAAAGCCGCGAAGCCGCAGGAAGGAUAACACAGCCAUUAUCCGGGCCCUAAUCAGCCACGGAGCCCACGUCAAUGCUGUGAACUCUGAGCAGAAGUCCCCUCUAUUAUUCGCAAUCUCGAAGGGGGCCAUCAAACAAGCGCAGACACUCCUCGAGAGCGGUUCCAACAUGAUGGCGAGAGACGCCGAGGGUAAAACAGCGCUUCACCUAGCCGCGUCGUCAUUGAGCUGUAGUCCGGAUAUGUUGAACUGGCUCGUCAGCGAAGGGGUCGACGUGAAUGGUGUUGAAGGAACGAUGAAGGAAACACCGAUUUUCAGUGCCAUCCGAAGCAGGGGACAGAUGGGGAUCGAGCGGGAAAGCAGAGAAGAAUGCGUCCAGACCCUUCUAUCGCUGGGGGCCUAUGUCAACUUUCAGAAUUUGGAAGGGUUGACGCCUAUUUCUCUUGCUGUGCGAAGAGGAUAUGUCGGAUUGGCUACUAUGCUACUUGAGUAUGGGGCUCUGGUAAACCUGAGGGACAGCCAGGGGCGGCCACCUCUGCAUCAUGUCGGGCAGGACUGUUUUGGAUAUCAGGGGCAAGAGCUAUGUUCCUUGCUCAUUGUGAACGGGGCGGACGUCAAUUCUCGAGACCAUUCGGGUUACACAGCAUUGCACAGGCUAAUUGAAAGAGGAUCUUGGGAGGCAGUCGCCGAGUUAUUGAAGGCCGGAGCCGAUAGAUGCGCCAUGACGCACGAUGGAAGAUUCCCGCAUGAUAUGGUCCCUCCGAGCCCAUGGGCAGAGACAAAGCGGUUGUUCGUUCGGUAUUAUGCUCAGUAA
Molecule: messenger RNA, 1605 nt
Organism: Aspergillus melleus
Lineage: Eukaryota; Fungi; Ascomycota; Eurotiomycetes; Eurotiales; Aspergillaceae
Exons: 1
Coding region: 1-1605 (534 amino acids)
Molecular function (GO): protein binding
Source: RefSeq, a predicted model, not a curated record